Messenger RNA from Drosophila ficusphila, 352 nucleotides. RefSeq names its product drosomycin-like. The coding region runs from base 61 to 270 and encodes 69 amino acids. The record is from RefSeq and is a predicted model, not a curated record. Lineage: Eukaryota; Metazoa; Arthropoda; Insecta; Diptera; Drosophilidae. Gene Ontology annotation, biological process: defense response. The transcript has a single exon.
UAUCAAUUGAGUUUGAACGUGUCUAACAGCAGUACUCUAUUUUCUCUAAAAAUCGACAAGAUGCAAAUCAAGUUCCUGUACUUUUUCCUGGCUGUGAUGACGAUCUUCAUCCUGGGAGCCAAGGAAGCCGAAGCAGAUUGCCUCUCCGGACGAUAUGGAGGUCCUUGUGCUGUCUGGGACAAUGACACCUGCCGUCGUGUCUGCAAGGAGGAAGGACGAUCCAGUGGCCAUUGCAGUGCCAGUUUGAAGUGCUGGUGUGAGGGAUGUUAAUUCGGCACCCUCCAAAAUCGUUGCUGAAAAUUUUAUAGAGCAUCCGCUAAGAAAUACAAAUAAAGCUAUUAUUGCAACGAAA